Molecule: messenger RNA, 4487 nt
Organism: Myotis myotis
Lineage: Eukaryota; Metazoa; Chordata; Mammalia; Chiroptera; Vespertilionidae
Gene: SHOC2
Product: SHOC2 leucine rich repeat scaffold protein
Exons: 9
Coding region: 862-2610 (582 amino acids)
Molecular function (GO): protein binding
Source: RefSeq, a predicted model, not a curated record
UCCUGGGUGCUGUCGCCGGGAGGGCUGGGCCCUUGGACCGGGCUCUCCGUGCAGGGACCGCGGCCGGGCGCCUAGAGCGAGCCGGCCGGCUCUGACAGCGACCGGGGCCGGGCCUGCGGUGGCGGCGGGCGGCCGGGACAGCGCCCGGCGAGGGCGAGGGCGAGCCGGCGCGAGGGCGCGGGCCGGGGGCGCCGGGAGGGCGGUCCUGCUCCCCUCGGCUCCCGGGGCCGCCGGGUCGGGCUGUAGGGAGACCGUGGGCGUCCGGGAGGGCGUGGAACGCUCGGCGGGGUCCCUGGCGCGGCGGUAGAGACUCGGGGCGGGGGGUCUUUCCUUGCCGCCUCCCCAGAGCCCACCGCGCUCUCCUCGCCCCCUCCCUCCCCUCGUGGGGGAGCGGUGAGGAGGUUUGGGUGUGUUGCCAGGUGAAGCGAGUUGUAGGCAUUCAAGACUGCUCCGUCGGACAUGCCUGAUGGAAGCAACCUCUUUCGCGGUAGCUUUUAGAGACAGAGGAAAAGUACUCCCCCCCAACUCAACACUAGAGGUUUCGGGACAGAACGAACCCCCCAGCCCCUCAGCCCCUCAGCAUCCAUUGUUUUGUAUCAUCCUCCUCCCCCGCCCCACGUUUAGGAAUUCUAAUGAAUCAUUGCUUGACCAGCACCAUUUUACCAGUUGAAAUGAGCUAUCAGAAAUGGGAAUAGAUCCAACAUGUAAUAGAUGGCUGUUAUUCCAUGGUGAUCGCUUCUUCAAGCCAGUACCUUUUUGAUUCCAUAGGAUCUUUGUCUCUUCAUCUUUGAAUUCUAAUUACUAUUGUUGGCAAAUAAAAUAAAAAGAGUUCAUGUAGUUUUUGCCAAAGCUUGAGUCACCAUGAGUAGUAGUUUAGGAAAAGAAAAGGACUCUAAAGAGAAAGAUCCCAAAGUACCAUCAGCCAAGGAAAGAGAAAAAGAGGCAAAAGCCUCUGGAGGUUUUGGGAAAGAGAGCAAAGAAAAAGAACCUAAGACCAAAGGGAAAGAUGCCAAAGAUGGAAAGAAGGACUCCAGUGCUGCCCAACCAGGGGUGGCUUUUUCAGUUGACAAUACGAUCAAACGGCCAAAUCCAGCACCUGGGACUAGAAAAAAAUCUAGCAAUGCAGAGGUAAUUAAAGAGCUCAACAAAUGUCGGGAAGAGAACUCAAUGCGUUUGGACUUAUCCAAGAGAUCUAUACACAUAUUGCCAUCAUCAAUCAAAGAGUUGACUCAAUUAACAGAACUUUAUUUAUAUAGCAACAAAUUGCAGUCCCUCCCAGCAGAAGUGGGCUGUCUAGUAAAUCUCAUGACACUGGCUCUAAGUGAAAACUCACUUACCAGUUUGCCUGACUCUCUUGAUAACUUGAAGAAGCUGCGGAUGCUUGAUUUACGGCAUAAUAAACUGCGAGAAAUUCCUUCUGUGGUGUAUAGGCUAGAUUCUCUCACCACUCUUUACCUUCGCUUUAAUCGUAUAACUACUGUGGAAAAGGACAUCAAAAACCUGUCAAAACUCAGCAUGCUUAGCAUUCGAGAGAACAAAAUCAAACAACUACCUGCUGAAAUUGGUGAAUUAUGUAACCUCAUUACGCUGGAUGUAGCUCACAAUCAACUUGAACAUCUUCCAAAGGAGAUUGGAAACUGCACACAGAUAACCAACCUUGACUUGCAGCACAAUGAACUGCUAGACCUCCCAGAUACUAUAGGAAACCUGUCCAGUUUAAGUCGUCUUGGUCUGAGAUAUAACAGACUGUCAGCAAUACCCAGAUCACUGGCAAAAUGCAGUGCACUUGAAGAAUUAAAUUUAGAGAACAAUAACAUUUCUACUUUACCAGAGAGCCUUUUGUCAAGUCUUGUGAAACUGAAUAGUUUGACCUUAGCUAGAAAUUGCUUCCAGUUAUAUCCAGUUGGUGGUCCAUCUCAGUUUUCCACCAUUUAUUCCCUCAACAUGGAACACAAUCGGAUCAAUAAAAUUCCAUUUGGAAUUUUCUCCAGAGCAAAAGUAUUAAGUAAGCUGAAUAUGAAGGACAAUCAGUUGACAUCACUUCCCUUGGAUUUUGGAACUUGGACCAGUAUGGUAGAAUUGAAUUUAGCCACUAAUCAGCUCACAAAGAUCCCUGAGGAUGUGUCUGGUCUUGUUUCUCUUGAGGUUCUGAUAUUAUCAAAUAAUCUUCUAAAGAAGCUUCCCCAUGGUCUUGGAAACCUUAGGAAGUUAAGAGAGCUGGAUCUAGAGGAGAACAAAUUGGAAUCCUUGCCAAAUGAAAUUGCUUAUCUUAAGGAUUUACAGAAAUUAGUCUUGACAAACAACCAGUUGACCACUCUUCCCAGGGGCAUUGGUCACCUUACCAAUCUCACACAUCUAGGCCUUGGAGAGAACCUACUUACUCAUCUUCCUGAGGAAAUUGGUACACUGGAGAACCUAGAAGAACUGUAUUUGAAUGACAACCCCAACCUGCAUAGCCUUCCCUUUGAGCUGGCUCUUUGCAGCAAGCUUUCAAUCAUGAGUAUUGAGAACUGUCCACUCAGUCACCUUCCACCUCAGAUUGUUGCUGGGGGUCCUUCUUUCAUCAUUCAGUUCUUAAAGAUGCAGGGUCCAUAUCGUGCCAUGGUCUGAUACAAAUCUGCUGUCCCACACACUGUUCACAAAUAGACUGCCAUUAACGUUUCAUAUCUAUAUCUGUGUCUAUUUAUGUAGAUAUUGAUAUAUUUGGCAGAUUUAUAAAGUCUGCAUUAUGUGUUUCUGCUAAUAGAGGAAUCAUAGCCAUUUAGAUUUUUUUAAAAUUUCUGUACAAAAGGCUUAUAUAAGUUUUCUUUGCUGAACUUGAUGGAUGUUUUCCUAUUGUGUAAUAUGCCAGUUUGCUCAAGACAUUUGUAAACAAAUUAUGAACUUAUUAAAUUUAAGGGGCAGAGGUAGUACAGUUAGAUAUACUUUCUCUUAGCAAAAAUAACGGGCAAAUAAUUUUGUUGCAACUUUUCAUACAUAUUUUCCCCUUACCAGUUGUCAGAUCUUUAUAAUAUUAUAGGCCCUGAUGGUAGAAUUUUUUCUUUAACUUAUUUUGAAAUUUGAGAUUUAAAUUUUAUAUAUUGUUUACAGUCAGAGUAAAUCACUGGAUUUUUUGUUGUUAUUGUUUUGAUUUGCUCUGUUUUAAUCAGUCAAAUCUAGAGUUUAUAUCCUCUGCAAAGAAUUUGCAUCAGCUGGUUUAAAUAUAAAAGAUAUUUGCUUUUUUGAAACAACUGGCAAAGUGAAAAGAUAGUCAAAAUUCUAGAAUUCCUGUAAUUGUGAUUCUCAGAUCAAUUGUGAAGCAAAAUAUUUGAAUUGAGUCUUUCGGUUGUGGGGGAGGAGGGUAUUGAGACUUUUUCUAGUAUAAAUAUCUUUUCUUAAGUUUGGGGGAACAGAAACUUGUAGCGCAAAGGAGUUUUCAUUCCUGAAACUUGCAGGUCCACAAAAAAUAACAAAAAUUUGGCAAAAAAAUAUACAUACACACACAUACUAUAUAUGUAUAUACAAUGCUAUAUAGAUAUGUAUUUAUUAUAUCAUAAACUACAGUAGGUAACUUUAAGGAUUUCUCCCUAGCCUUGUACAAUGAAAAUGAAUGUUUUUCUUUGAACACUGCAAUAUAUGUAUGUUUCAAGGUUAUUUAACAGUGUACUAUGGUUUUAUAUCUUGACUUGCCUUGUACAUCUUUCAGUUCUGGAAUAUCUGCGUCUAAGCACAAUAUCUUCACACUGUGCUCUAUUGCUGCUGAACUAAAUGCACUUUUCCCCACAUGUGGGGCACUGGCUUCACACAAUUCAGUUCAGUACCAUUGAUUUUAAUAUUAUCUUUCCUUUCCUGGUAGUUGUUAAUAUAGUUAUGGAAAAGAGGCAUAUUGCAUAGAAGCCAUUGGUAGUUCAGUGGGAGUUCUGUAAGAUGUGCCUGUGCUCUUUGAUGUAUUUUCUUUGCUUUACUGCUUUUAGUCUGGCAGUGUUGUAAAUGCGUGCCCCUUAUACAGUACUUUUACUUUUGAUAGUGUCAGUCUAAGUCAGUUUAAUUUUUGAAGAGACAGAGUAAGUGCAUUCUAGGUAUCAUUCUAAAAAACACAUCCCAUAUAAAGAAUAACUAUUAUGUGUAAUUACAUAUUGCUGCUUGGAUUUCUUUUUUUUAUUUCCAUUUAGGUGGGCAUUGUGUUUUAAAGAAAACCAUUUUUGAAUUAAGGCCAUGAUAUUAUGAUAGAAAUUUGGAGUGUUGUUUUGCUUUUCCUGGUGCUCAAAAUCAGGACUAAGUUUGAGGUGGAACCUAUAUUCGUAAUUGGCAAAUUUUUAAGGAGCAACUAAGAAAUGGAAGGCAGGUGAAGAUAUAAAACCCUAGAAUGCUUCAAUGUGCUGUAAAACUAUUGUAGAUGUCACUGGAUUUUACCAAGUAAUAUCCUUUCUUCUUUUCCCCCCAUCUACUGUGGCUUUUCAAUUAAAAUUUUGUUUAUAAAAGGAAUUUGUUUAUUACAGCUCUACCUA